Vanrija pseudolonga is the source of this 1713-nucleotide messenger RNA. RefSeq lists its product as uncharacterized. The record is from RefSeq and is a predicted model, not a curated record. The transcript has a single exon. The coding region runs from base 1 to 1713 and encodes 570 amino acids. NCBI's taxonomy places the organism in Eukaryota, Fungi, Basidiomycota, Tremellomycetes, Trichosporonales, Trichosporonaceae.
AUGGUCACUCUCGUCGCUCUGGCCUCCCUCCUCGCCAUCGCCAGCGCGGGCCCAACGCCCCCCGCAGGCCCGUACACCGUCACUGUCGGGUCCCUCGGGCCGUGGACGACGCCAGACGACACCCCAGCAAACAGCUUCAUCGCCUCGGACGGCGUGUACUGGUUCCAGCAAGCGCACAGCCUGUAUGGGGUCACCGACUCGCGGCAGUGGAGCUUUUAUUCCGGGCGGGACAUGGACAGCGCGACGCGCCACGCAAUCUCGGGCGCUACCGACCCCGCGAACACGCUCGACUCGAACGCGGACACGACGUGGCGGUGCAACUCCUCCCCGACUGGCCUGCUGGCCACCUACGCGAACGGCAGCCGGAGCUACAGCCAGCGCAACUACUGCGACCUGGCCGGCGUAUGGGUCGACCCCGACUCGGGAGACUGGGUCGGGCUCGCGCAUAACGAGUUUACGCCGGCGCCGUAUGCCGACGGGCUGCACUUUGACGGGAUUGACCGUGCCAUCUCAUCCGACGGGGGCAGGACAUGGCGCAUCACGGAGCGUAUCAUCACGUCGCCGUACGCGACGACGCGCGGGGAUAACGCUGCGUUUCCCGAGCAGACGUACAGCUACGGCGACGGCGAUCCGCGGCUUACGGUCGACAUUGCGGGCGGCUACUUCUACGUGUACUACGGCUCGCGGGUACUUAACAAGGGCGGGGGCUGGGUCGCGUUCUAUGCGCACGUUGCGCGCGCGCGCAUGGCGGACAAGAUGGUCGCUGGGAGUUGGGAGAAGUGGUAUGCCGGGGCCUGGGGCCAGCCCGGCGUCGGGGGGAACGAGUCCAACCUCGUCCCGGUCACCAACGACGCCGACACGGGGUACACUUCCCCCGAGAAGGAGUACAACCCCACCACGAAGGGCAGCGUCGCGGCGCAGAUAGCGGCAGGCGCCACGCCGCCCACGUCGCCGCUCUUCGUAAUGGACGCGACGUACUCCGCGCACCUGGGCCUCUUCAUCGCCCAGCCGCAGGCGCGCGACCAGAGCGGGAACGCGCCGCAGGAGCUGUAUGUCAGCGACGACCUCGUGCGCUGGACGCUGGCGGGGAACACGGGCAGUAGGUAUACCACUGCGAGCUGGUACCGCUGGCUCCUGGACCCCGUGAGCAAGACGAGCUCGCAGAUCGUCGGGAAACAGUUCAGGUCGUACUGCUCCUUCGGGUGCUCGGGGGGCAGGAGCGGCGAGUAUGUCCGGGUGCAGCUGGACGGGGCGCCGUUCGUGCCUGUCAAGUCGGGCGCCUAUGUUCUCAGCACGCAGGGCAACAAGCUGCGCGCGGCGAGCGGUCUGGCCUCAACCACUGCCGCCGCAGGCGACAGCGUCGUCUUGAGUCGGCUCGACGACGGCGCGUACACCCUCUCGUAUGGCGGCGCCUUCCUCGGCGUAGACGACACCACCAACGCCGGCCGGGCAUGGGGCGCGCGCAUCUCCCUCCGCUCUGCGGCGAGCACCGGGUCCCAGUGGUGGGUCAUCCCCAACCGCCGUGCCGCCGACCGGACGCUCGACGGCAGCUUCCGCGUCAUCAAUCGCUACUCUGGCCUCGCGCUGUCGAUUUCGGCGGGUGGAUCGCGCGGCGUCGACACGACGCCGGUGCGGGCUUGGGACGCGCCGAGUGGUGGGAUUAGUGCUGGGCGGUUGGCUCUUGAGCAGGUCAUUAGCUUCACCCCGGCGUAG